AGGAAGCCAGCCUUGUGUUACAGACGGAGCAGCAGCAGAAGUUGUGCCCAGUGCUGGCAGCCAUUCCAACAGUAAAGUAAACCACAGCAGCCAGGGCUGGGGCAGGAUUCGGUGGAAGAAGUUUGGAGUAGGAACCAGCUGUGCACACGCUAAAGGACAGCGCUGCCUUACUGCUUUGUCUUCUGAUCAGCUGAGGUCUCAGUAUGGGACUGACACUGACAUCCACAGGGACGUCCCUUCUUGCCUUGUGCCUGUUACUCACCCUGCCAGUAGCUGUGUUUACAGACACAUGUGAGAAAGUGAAACUGCAUGUACCUUCUGUAAUCUAUUCUGGAAAUCUGAUCGGCAAAGUAAAUCCUCGGCAUUGUCUGGAUUCAGAUUCACUUAUCAUUCAGUCAAGCAAUCCUGACUUCUUAGUUUUGGAAAAUGGAUCAAUUUAUGCGCAAAAACGUAUUUCACUGGCUGGUAAAACAUGGUUUACAAUUCGAAUCUUGGACUCCGUGACUCUGACUGAGAAAAAAAUUCGAGUUAAACUGAUAACCAAAGCAAAGCCUGCUAAAUCAAGAUAUGCAAGAGAGCUACUGAGACGUUCCAAACGAAGAUGGGCCCCUCUACCAUUUUCUAUCAUGGAAAGCUAUAUUGGACCAUUCCCAUGUUUUGUACAACAGAUCCAGUCUGAUACACAGGAGAACUAUACAAUCAGAUACUCUAUAUCAGGACCUGGCGUAAAUGAAGAACCCUUUGACUUGUUCUACAUUGAACCCACUACUGGAAAUAUAUAUUAUAGAAGAAUGGUUGAUCGUGAGCAGUAUCCAGUUUUUAACUUAAUUGGCUUUGCAAACACGUUGGAUGGCUAUUCGCCAGAAGCUCCUUUAAAUAUAGUAAUCAAAGUUGAAGACAGCAAUGAUAAUGCACCUAUAUUUGUAGAAGAAGCAUUUUGUAUUGAAGUUGCUGAACACACAAAACAAGGUGUAAUAAUAGGAAGAGUCAAGGCCUUGGACAAGGAUGAACCCAAUACCCUGCACACUACCCUCAGAUAUAGUAUUAUUUCACAGACUCCUCCAUCACCUGUAAUGUUUGCUCUUCAUCCAGAAACUGGGAUUAUUACUACAACCUCAAACAGACUUGAUCGAGAGACCAUAGAGUCUUAUGUCCUUAUCAUUGGAGUUCGGGAUAUGCCUGGACAGCGUUCAUUUUUGUCCUCGACUGGAACAGUAUCCAUAACUGUUACGGAUGUAAAUGACAAUCCACCCACUUUUGUGCAAAAGUCUUACCAGGUAGAAGUUAAUGAAAAUGAAAGUGGAAUGGUCCUCUUAUGCAUACCAAUAACAGACAAUGACAUUCGCGACUCUCCCAAUUGGAGAGCUAAGUAUUACAUCACUCAGGGAAAUGAGAGAGAAUAUUUCAGUAUCGGUACAAAUCCUGAAACCAAUGAGGGAUGUCUCAAGGUCGAAAAGGGACUAAAUUAUGAGGAAACAAAAAGGAUUCAAAUACUGGUGGGAGUCACCAAUGAAGUUGAUGUUAUAAACUAUUCAGGGGUGAAAAGUUCUGGCAUGAGCACCAUCCCUGUCACCAUAAUUGUUAAAGAUGUAGAUGAAGGACCUGAGUUCAUACCAACUAUCAAAGAGAUAAGAGUGAGAGAAAACACACCAGUAGGGACUGAAAUAUAUAGAUGUCAAGCAAAAGACCCAGAAACGAAGAACAGUGAUGGCAUACAGUUUUCGGAACAGUUGGAUACACUUAACUGGGUAAAUAUUGAUGCAACAACCUGUCGCAUAACAAUAGCGAGAAUCCUGGAUUAUGAAACGGAUCAGGCACCAAGACACCAGCAUAAUGUGACUAUAAUUGGAGUAGAUCAGAGCGGCAAGACAGGCACUGGAACACUUGUAAUAUAUCUGGAAGAUGUUAAUGAUAACUAUCCAAACAUUUCAAAGGCUGACACAACUGUUUGCCAGAGUGGUAGAACCUAUAGUCUGGUUGUGGCCGAAGACCGAGAUGGAGUUCCUAACAGUGCACCUUUCGUAUUCCAAAUUGAUUCCACCAAUAUCCCCAACCUGCAAAAUCAGUUUAAAAUAGAAAGAAUUAAUGAUACAGCCAUUUAUAUAAGAGCCGAUGGGGUUCCAGAUGGAGAUUACCAAAUUCCACUAAUCAUAACAGAUCAGCAAGGAUAUGGCCAAACACAGAUUAUGAAUAUUAGGAAAUGCUAUUGCCCUGAUAAUGAGAACUGUGUUGGUAAUAUAAGAUCUUCAAACAAUGUUGCCCUUGGUGGAUGGGCUAUUCUAGUGAUGGUGCUGGCUGCAUUACUCUUUGCCCUGCUCUUAUGUGGUUUGUGUGCUUGCCUGUGUGGUGCCGCAGCUACAAAGGGUAAAAAAAGUUUUCCUGAUGAUUCAGCACAACAGAAUCUAAUUGUAACCAACACUGAGGCACCAGGAGCAGAUGUGAUGGAUUCAAAUUUCAAAGUUCCUGUUCAUGUAACAGAUGCACACCGUAGUGGAAAUGCUCCAUCUGUUUCAGGUGGCAAAGGACAAAGUGGAAGCCAAAUUAUACAACAAACUAUCCAUACAAGAAAAACCACAGGGCAACUAAACACUGCAGAGGAUAACCGAGGAGGCCUUACCUUAACUUCUAUGGGUGGAGGAGGACAACAACAGUUCUUUGAUGUGAACAGAGUAAACUAUACAGACUGGCAUAGUUUUAUGAACAACCAUCUUGAUGAAAAAUUAUACAUGUGUGGACAGAAUGAGGAACAACAACAUGGAGAUGAUUAUGUUCUGUCAUACAACUUUGAAGGAAAAGGGUCUGCGGCAGGAUCUGUUGGAUGCUGCAGUGACUUUCGAGAUGAGGACAGAAUGGACUUUUUAAAUAAUUUAGAACCAAAGUUCAGGACAUUAGCAGAAGUCUGUGCAAAAAAGUAAAUGUGUUGUCAAAUAUUGAGGAAACCACUGUAUACCACCUAAUUCCUGUUUAUAUUUUGUAACCUAAAACGUAUGUGGUUUCUUUAGGUUAACAUCCAUGAAAAAAAGGGUCUGCUGAGUUAAUGAGGAAUUUAGCACUUUUUCAAGACUGUGUAAUCUUAUUUCCCAGAACCACAUUUUAGAGAUUAUGGGGACGUUAACCAAAUAACCUAAUAUUUUUGCAGAACAGUCAGUUAAGUAACUCUAAAGCCUUUUUCUACUUCUCUUAAGAAGAAUUUAAAAAAAAAA
Xenopus laevis (African clawed frog) is the source of this 3203-nucleotide messenger RNA. RefSeq names its product desmocollin 3 S homeolog (gene dsc3.S). Gene Ontology annotation, cellular component: cell-cell junction; membrane; plasma membrane. Gene Ontology annotation, biological process: homophilic cell-cell adhesion; cell-cell adhesion; cell adhesion. Gene Ontology annotation, molecular function: calcium ion binding. The record is from RefSeq and is marked provisional. Lineage: Eukaryota; Metazoa; Chordata; Amphibia; Anura; Pipidae.